Menidia menidia (Atlantic silverside) is the source of this 2941-nucleotide messenger RNA. The record is from the annotation of a GenBank genome assembly. Lineage: Eukaryota; Metazoa; Chordata; Actinopteri; Atheriniformes; Atherinopsidae.
UAACCAGCUCCAGCAGAAAAGACCAAGAGGUGGAGUGAGGGCUGGCAAAAGGAAACGGAGAGCAGGGACUAAAGGAAAGUUUUUACAAAGUGUCUGUCAGAGUACCCUCUGGUCCCGGGUACACUCAGAGACAAGGGAUAAGGAGGGUCAGUCUCUUUAAUCAGACCUCUGUGGAGAUUUGUGCGACCAUGGCCGUGCGUUUUGGGAUUGCCGUCGUCUUGUCUGUCCUGCUGCCACUCUGCCUCUCGCAUGGAAGGGACCCAUUGGGCUGGCUUUUUCAUCCGCAGAGCUACGGACGUUAUUUUGGCUCCCUGCAAGCAGACGCAGCAGGAGGGGCCUGUCCCGAGGAGUGUGACUGCCCCCCUUCCUACCCUGUGGCCAUGUAUUGUGAUGGGAGGGGCUUGACGGUCAUGCCAACGAUUCCUUCCCGCAUCAAGUAUCUAUACAUUCAAAACAAUGCGAUCACAGCUGUGCCCGAGUCAGCCCUACAAAAUGCCACUAAUUUGGUGUGGCUCAUGAUGCAUCACAACCAGCUGACAUCCAGUGGCAUUGGCGAGAAGAUAUUUAUGAAGUUGGAGGGACUGGAGCGUUUAUAUUUGCAACACAACAAUUUGACCAGCAUUCCUCCAAACCUCCCUCGCUCUUUGCGAGACCUGAGGAUCAACCAUAACAAGAUUGAAAAGGUAACACCUGCAGACCUAGAGGGAAUGGAUAACCUCACUAUCCUUUAUCUUCACGACAAUGCUGUCACAGAUAUGAGCACUUCACUGAAGGCACUGAAAUCCCUCACACUGCUUGACAUUAGUGGCAACAAGCUGACAAAGGUCCCUGAUGCUCUUCCUGCAGAUCUACACCAGCUCUACAUUGAGUAUAACUCCAUUGCCUCUCUCCCUGAGGGCUUCCUGGGUGGUUUAGCUCAGCUGCAGUAUGUCAGGUUGGCACACAACGAGCUUACAGACAAGGGAAUCCCUUCCAACACUUUUAAUGUGACUGGGCUUGUGGAGCUGGAUCUGAGCUUCAACAAACUGGAAAGAAUUCCUCCUGUCAGUACCACACUACAGCAUCUUUAUCUACAAGCCAAUCAGAUAAAAGAAUUUACCCUGGGCAGUUUCUGCAGCAUCGUAGAUGUGACCAAUUUCUCUAAACUGCGAAUGCUGCGACUGGAGGGGAAUGAGAUCAGUCGCGAGGACAUCCCCUCAGACUCAGCCCUCUGCCUGCGGCAGGCUUCCAGCAUCGAUGUCUAACCGCAUGUGUCACAUCAUUUAUUGCUUUACACACACAACUGGGUUUACAAAAUGUGCCUUGGGGUGUGACAGGUGUCAACACCAAAUCAAAGCAGGGCCAAUGACGUAAUGUGAUGCUGACUGCAGGUGGCAGCAGUGUGUUGAGAACAUGUGAAACGUCCUCAACAUUUCAGUUUUUUUUUUUAUCAAUAACCUGUUUUCAGUUAGAUGUGUCUGCUUUUAUCAGGGCACAUUAGACUUUGUCGUAAAAAAACAGCAUUUAAACUUAAUAAGUUUACCUUUACAUUUCUACGACCCUGAUCCUUGUUACACUUUGCUGUGAGGAUCAAUGACCUUUAUAAUCAAUGUUUUUCUUACGUUUGCAUACUUUUAAUUCUCUUUCCCUUUGUCUAACUUUCACCAUUUCUUAUUUUCUAUCUAAUAAAAAGCUAAGAAACAUUUUAUGUGAUGUGAACUGUGAAUUAAAUAGAUACAAAUGAAAGCUUUUAGGAAUCAGAACAUUAGAAAAUUGUAUGUCUGUGUUGCAGUGGGGUAAAUUACACUGUCUUUGUAAUCAAUUUGCUGGGAUUUUCUUAUAAAUGACGAUCUCCUUUUUCACCAUUUAUUAAGGAAAUAAAAAAAGUCUUUCAUGUGAUGAAAAUCUAACCUUAAUGUGGAAAUAGGAGAAAGUGAGAUAAACAGACAUUGUUUCUGUAGGCUUGUGUUGUGAUUCGUGAGUUUCUGUAAGCAUCCGGCAGAUUGAUUAUCAUAUUUGUGUAACAGACCUGGUUUUCAUUUAUGAGCCAAACAAAUAAAGGAUUGGAAUUUUUUGUAAAAACAGUCCUUUUCACUUUCGCUUUCUUUUUAAAUGUUAAAAUUAAGUUGCACAACUGUGCUCUCUAUUUUACUGUCUUUGUGGUAUGACUUAGUAAUGCCCUGGAUUUGAACACUUUUUUCUCAGGAAAAAGUCAAUUGUCUAAAGAUUUGUGUCGAUGUUAUGCAUCUGUUCCAUUCUUACAAGCAAUGGUAAUGAAAAACAAACUAACUGUAAUCAGUUCACCCUGUCAAUGAAUCUAUAAUAGAUACAAAUAUUUUCUAUAUGUGUGUCUAUUUUUAAUGCUGCAGAUUGUUAGGCGCUUCAAACACCAAACUGAGAUAUUAAUUUCUUUCAGCAUAUUAGCGUGAUUGUCCAUCAGUUAUCAAUGCUGAACUCAAGGUGUAUAGAAAGGAAAAGUUCUCUGACAGAACUAACAGAUGUAGAGGAAAGCAUGUAGGAUGAUGUAGGCACAGUGAAGUUAAUUAAAUACAGCACUAAAAAGAAAGGUUAAUUCUCAAUAUGCAGCAUCGUGAAAUUACAUUUUUCAAAACAUUCCCACUGUGCCUGGAGGGUUGGAGGCAAAGAGAUUGCUUUUAGAUCCAAUGCUUUCAUUUUCAACCAAAUCAUAAUUACAAACCUGUUUUGUGUCACAGUCUGUUUCCUCAUCAUCACCAUACCUGGCUGUAAUUAUUCUCAAUCUCAAACCCUACAGUUUUAACACAAAGAAAAAAUUUCAGCAAAUGUCUUUUUGUCGUGUUUUAUUCACUUGAAGGUUGCAGAUCUGAACACAGUUAAUCAGUUUCUGAAAUGUGUUGUAGCUUCUAUAAAUGUUAAUCUAUUGCUGCUUUUUUCCAUGUUUCUACUUUUCUUUAUUUCAACGAUUAUACUUCAUUGUCGUCAG